This is a messenger RNA of Clunio marinus, 1727 nucleotides long. The record is from the annotation of a GenBank genome assembly. NCBI's taxonomy places the organism in Eukaryota, Metazoa, Arthropoda, Insecta, Diptera, Chironomidae.
GGAAAGAACAAAAAAAAAUGAAUAGCGAAAACGGAAUUAAUCUUGAGUCGUCUCUCUUGGGUUUCUGUAUGUUGAAUGACUUUUCAUGUUACAAAGAACAUGGAAUUUUGAUGAGAAAUGAUGAAGAUUUUUUAAAGCGAAGAAAUCAAGUUAUUUUAAUAAGUGGUGGAGGUGCGGGACAUGAACCGGGACCUGCUUUUGGUUUUCUUGGAAAAGGAAUGCUUUCGUCUGGUGUUUCUGGGGAUAUUUUCACAUCGCCAUCAGUCAUGAGCUGUUUAGCUUCGAUAUUGAUAAUUAACGAUCCAAACCGUGAGAUUCUCUUCAUUAUUAACAACUACACUGGCGACCGAUUAAAUUUUGGAUUAGCAAUUGAAAUGGCUAAAAAUAUUCACAACUAUCAACAUAUUAAACUGCUAAUUGUUGACGAUGAUUGCUCGAUUGAUAAUCCAAGUCAAUCAACUGGACGUCGGGGAUUAGCUGGAAUUAGUCUCAUCAAUAAAAUCGCUGGUGCAAUGAAUGAGAAAGGAUCACGUUUAAAUGAAAUUCAUGACUUUUGUCUUCGUUUACUUGAGAAAAGAUGGAUACGAACAAUCGGAUACUCUUUUCAUCAUGACAAAUCUUCAAGCAUUCUGUCCGAUAUUGAAAUCGGUUACGGUAUUCAUGGAGAGGCUGGAUCGAUAAAAAUUGAAAAGGAAAAAAGUUUCAAGCCUAUUAUUGGCAUCAUGAAGGAGAAAUUGAGAUUAAAUGAUGUGAAAUCGGAUGCGGUGAUUCUAUUCAACAAUUUAGGCGGAGCAUCUGAAUUCAUUUUCAAUCAUUUCGUGAAGGAAUUUACGGAAGUGAUUGAAGGAUUAUCUUCAUUGCGGGUCGUUCGAAUAUAUGCGGGAAAGUUUUUAACAUCGUUGUCCAAAGAAGCUUUGUCAGUGACAUUGCUAGAAGUCCACGAUUUGAAAUUGAUUGAAUAUCUUGAUUUGCCUGUCAAUGUCCCUUGUAGUUAUCUCUUCCAGCCAUUUACUUUACAAAAAUUACAUUUAAAAGUCUUUCCUAUGCCGCAAGGGAUAAAGUUCAUCACGAAUGACAACAAUAAAGUUACUGCAAAUAUUUUGACUUCAAUUUGUGAAGCUGUUCUUGAUAUCAAAGAAUAUUUAAAUGAACUUGACUCUGAGUUUGGCGAUGGUGACACUGGAACAACAUUAAGUCGAGGGGCUGAAGCAUUAUUGAAAGAAUUGCAAUCACAUCGAUUAAAUGUUUGUGACCCUCACGAGAUGCUCCUACAAAUCAGCACAAUUCUCAUGAGUUCAAUGGGAGGAACGAGUGGAGCUAUUUUCUCAAUCUAUUUUCAAUAUGCAUCAAAAGCAUUUGUUUCUUUCAAAAAACACUCCAUUGAAUGUUGGAUGGAAAGCUUAUUAUUAGGAAUCGAUGGAAUUAUGAAGCAUGGAAAGUCAAGAGUUGGCGAUCGAACUUUACUUGAUUCUCUUUAUGCUGGUCUGUUGGAAAUGAAAAGCAGCUUAGAAAGUUCAAAGGAUUUGAAGAUUCUUUCGAAGGUUUUUGCGAUGGGCUGCGAGAAAGGGACAAAUUCAACAAGAGACAUGCCACCAAGAAGCGGAAGAGCAGCUUACACUCAAGGCAACACACAAAAUGGUAAGGACUUCAAAGGAAAGUAUCCAGAUCCAGGAGCCUUCGAUGUUCAAAUUAUUUCCAAAACAAUCUCUGACACUUUCUCACUAUAA